Molecule: messenger RNA, 480 nt
Organism: Nerophis lumbriciformis (worm pipefish)
Lineage: Eukaryota; Metazoa; Chordata; Actinopteri; Syngnathiformes; Syngnathidae
Source: RefSeq, a predicted model, not a curated record
AUGCCUUUCGAGGCGAAGCGUUGCGGAGUGUGCUUCAGCCCACCUUCCAUAGUUUUGAUAUAUGAAGUCACGGAGACCAACAAAUUGAGAAAACGAGUCAUUCCCGUGCAAAACUUCUCGGCACGUACUUCCGACUACAAACUGGCUGCGGAAAGGCUGAAGAACCACCCACGGCACAAGGACUACCUGCAAGGGGUCUCCCAGAGUCAGCUAGAGAGGCUGCACGUCAUCCUGCGGGACUACCUUCAGGGCUUCACUUUACAGCACAGCUUGGCCUCGCUGGAGUUUGACCCCAACGAAGACCUCAACAAGCUGGACGACGACAACCUGGCUCGCAAAAAGAGCCACAUGGACAAGCUUUUUGAGAAGAAUCAGACACGCAGAGAGGACCCUGGCUUUGUUUAUGACUUAGAGGUGGACUUUGACAAGAUAGCAGAUGAAAAAUGCAGCUGGGAUGAGGACUCUGACGAUGGUUUUUAA